UUUUUCUCAUAUAUAAGUUGGAUCUUUGUACCUAUUUUACCGUUGUCAAAAUUCUGCAAGGUGGAUCAUCACGAUGAUUGAGGAACUGGUCACAAAGUAUGCAAAUGCGGUAUCAAAGAAUACUCGUAUCAAUGCUCUUACAAAGCUGAGAAGCCUUGACGCUUUGAAAAAGGAAGCUACCGCUCUUUCAAAGAUUGGCUGUGAACUGCCUCUGAAAGGUCGAAUUUUGACAAUCAAGGAGUGUAUUUGUACAAAAGAAGAUACGGCAACAUCGUCUUCUAAAAUUCUUGAAGGCUACCAAUCGCCGUUUGAUGCAACGAUCGUAAAACUUUUGCGAGAUGCAGGUGCUUUGAUCCUUGGUUCAACUAACAUGGAUGAAUUUGCCAUGGGUGUUAGCUCAAACAACGAGUUGUUUGGCCAAACGGUGAAUCCUUUGUACGAUCACGACUCGUUUGUCGCUGGAGGAAGCUCGGGAGGUGCUGCUGCUGCUGUUGCCGCUGGAAUGUGUCAUGCCUCUAUUGGCACAGACACCGGAGGAUCCAUUCGUUUGCCUUCGGCUUUUACGGGCGUUUUUGGCUUUAAGCCGACGUACGGUCGUAUCUCUCGCUUCGGUGUCAUUCCAUUCGCAAAUAGUUUGGAUACUAUUGGAAUUUCUGGCGAUAGCAUUGAUUCCGUUCGACGGAUCUUUCAUGUCCUCAAUCAACAUGACAAAAAUGAUCUCUCUUGUAUGACUAACAACCAACGUACAAAAGUCGACCAUUUGAUAAAAAAUAGUAGCUCGAACGAAAAACCUGUCGUUGGCAUUCCCACCAACUGGAAUGUCGCCGAACUUGAGCCAGCUAUCCUGGACAAGUGGAAUGAAUGCAUUGCCAAGCUGGAAGAGGCCGGCUGCACGGUGAAGGAAGUGUACUUACCGAACUCUUCGUAUGCUCUGAACAUUUAUUUCGCAGUAGCAUACGCUGAAGGGCUGUCCAAUCUUGCUCGCUAUGAUGGUGCUAUGUUUGGUCAGCAUUUAGUGGACGAAGAAACCGGCCGUCGACUCUCGGUCAAGGAAAUUCGGAGUAUGCUUGUGGGUGAGGAAGUUCAAAAGCGUGUUCUCUUGGGCGCAUACUCUUUGCGUUAUGGUUCGGAAAAAGGAUUGUUCAAGAAAGCUCAACAAGUUCGUCGAGAAAUUCAGCGCGAGUUCAACAAAGCCUUCCGUAUGCAAAAUGCUUUGUGCCAUGACGAUGAGUGUGGAACUGUGGACUUUAUCGUUGCACCCGUUUCUUUGAGUUUCUGCCCUAAAAUUGGAGCUUCUUCGCCGAAUGACCUUAUUACUGAUGCACUACUUAUUCCUGCAAAUAUGGCAGGUGCACCAUCAAUGAGUGUACCUUGUGGAAAAACUCCUGAAGGUUUUGAUGUUGGACUCCAGGUCAUCGCUCAGUUUGGUGACGAUGAACGUUGCAUUCAGUACUCUGAUCUUGUUCAUCGACUUAUGAACCCGGACCAGGAGAACGUGAAACCAACUUCGAAAUCUGCUGUUAAAACAGAACACUAGAGUUUAAUCGUGAUUACUUCUGCUGAUUCCACGAAGACUCCACCUUUCUUUUUGUUCGCGAAUCACUUUACCGCUUUUCAUACCCCUUACAAACGACCGCAAAAAUCCCACCUUAUUCUUUAUUUAUAUUUAUCUUUUGGUUUUGAAAAAAAUUGGGAUGAAACUAGCAUUUAAAUUUGGAUCCGGUUUCAAAUCAGGCUUAAAGGCCACGAUGGCGUGUAUGGAUGAUAUUCUGGAUAGUUAUAUAUUAUCUAUUAUUUUGUCUUUCAUAGUUACACCUAGAAUGCAAAUACAUUGUGUUUGUUUUACAAGGAAAAAAAAAAGAAAAAAACCUCCGUUUAGCUUUCAAUAAACAGAUCCUCCGUUAUAAAGUUGCUCGUCUUAAAAUUCUUGUAGCCUUUUCUCCAUUUUCUUCUUCUCUUACGCACCCGUCUCUCUGGGC
Schizosaccharomyces japonicus yFS275 is the source of this 1979-nucleotide messenger RNA. RefSeq names its product glutamyl-tRNA amidotransferase alpha subunit. The coding region runs from base 74 to 1537 and encodes 487 amino acids. The transcript has 2 exons. Gene Ontology annotation, cellular component: glutamyl-tRNA(Gln) amidotransferase complex; mitochondrion. Gene Ontology annotation, biological process: mitochondrial translation; translation; glutaminyl-tRNAGln biosynthesis via transamidation. NCBI's taxonomy places the organism in Eukaryota, Fungi, Ascomycota, Schizosaccharomycetes, Schizosaccharomycetales, Schizosaccharomycetaceae. Gene Ontology annotation, molecular function: catalytic activity; glutaminyl-tRNA synthase (glutamine-hydrolyzing) activity; glutaminase activity. The record is from RefSeq and is a predicted model, not a curated record.